GUGGGCAUCGUUGGAAUAUAAAAGCUGGCGACAACGGACGGCAUCUUCUACUCAAACAACCAAAAUACCAUAACAUUCAGCUACUUUGAGAAACAAAGCAACAAAAGCAAUCAAAUAUCAUUAUGCACGGCCAUCAUCACAACCCCAACCUUGUCAACACCAACUCGACUGCUUAUCCAACUCAAACCACCACGGCAACCGGGAUUCCAUCUACCACUCACCACCACCACACGACUCCCACAACCGCAUAUCAACCGGGUAUGAAGACCAAUAACGUGACGGCUACGAAUCAUCCCACCGCUCCCAAUUCUCACCCGAGUCGAGUUCAUGCCGCCGUGGAGAAUGCUGUGGGAUCCAUGCAGUCGUCUAUUGGUCGCAUGACCAACAAUCCAAAUACCAUUAUCAAAGGAGAAGAGAAGAAAGUAGCCGCACGCGCUGAAGCAGAUAUGGCAAAAUUGAGGCACGCCAAGAAACAGCAUGCUUCCAUGGGAAUUUAAUGUAUAAAUGUUUAGUAGUAUUGGAGUUGUAAACACAGAGUUGUAAAUAGAAAUUAUGACACAUGCUCGUUGUGAAAA
Messenger RNA from Spizellomyces punctatus DAOM BR117, 575 nucleotides. RefSeq lists its product as uncharacterized. NCBI's taxonomy places the organism in Eukaryota, Fungi, Chytridiomycota, Chytridiomycetes, Spizellomycetales, Spizellomycetaceae. The transcript has 2 exons. Bases 123 to 497 code for a protein of 124 amino acids. The record is from RefSeq and is a predicted model, not a curated record.